Molecule: messenger RNA, 2361 nt
Organism: Nannizzia gypsea CBS 118893
Lineage: Eukaryota; Fungi; Ascomycota; Eurotiomycetes; Onygenales; Arthrodermataceae
Exons: 1
Coding region: 1-2361 (786 amino acids)
Source: RefSeq, a predicted model, not a curated record
AUGGCCCCCGGAUCAACCUCAGGCUCUUCAAGAGAGUCCCCUGGCCCUCGAAUAAAGAUUGACGCUGAAAAAUACUCUCCUUACGACUAUGAUGAAGAAUACGGCUCCCAUUCAGAACUCUCCUACGCUCCCUCAGACUCUUCCGCGUCCAAACCGUUCCUCUCACAGGUAAAAUACAGAAGAAGGCCUAGAGUCCAACUCUACAGAGUUCCCAAUUCCAUAAUGAGAUGGGUUUGUUUGGGCGUGUUUGUUGGGCUCGUCCUCUUCGUCUUCACCUUGUUCAGAGUCACCCUGUCUCAGGCCAUAUUUAAGAUUCCAGCUCCUCCACCACCAAACAUAUUCAAACCGCAGCCACCUGAGUGGGAGAACUUCCCCUUCUUGCUUAGGUACUAUGGCGGACUUCGGACGUUGACACCGAAGAAUGAGAGUGUCCCUGAAUACCCUGGCGGGAACAAAGGAACAGAUAAUUCCACCGCCGAAGAGCCAGUUGACAUGGACAGAGUGGUUAAAAACGUUCCAUUUAACCCGUAUCCGGAGUUCUCGUCAAAGAGCUACGUUGAAAAGUUUGGUAAAAAAGUGGACUGUUAUGUGGAUAGUGAAAGAAAGGUUCCUAUCCCUCAGGUUCGCCGAUAUAAUGGACUUCCAAAAGGGUUCCCUGACAAUGUCAUGGGCUCCAAUGAGUUGAUUGGGCUCGAAACUGAUGUAUGCUACGAUCGAUUUGGAAGACUUGGACCUUACGGCCUAGGAUAUGGAGUUAGAUCAGGCGGUACCGGCGCUGGACUGGAAGGUGACCGAUCUGGAGCAGACCAUAUGUGGGAGCAUGCUUCCCCGGUUGACUAUCGAAAAGUCAAAUGGGCCGACGCGCAGAAACAAUGUCUGCAAGACAACCGCCAUAGGUUCCCUUCCCCAACGGCGCCAAAGACGGAUAGGUUCAUAGGUAUGCCUGUGGGCGAGAAGGCUCCUCGUGGCGCGGAAACUUCCCAAACGCAUGCACCGGAAAAUCCUACCGCCCCCACUACAACAAAAGUUCCCCGAACCGCAGUCAUAAUUAGAACCUGGUCAGAGUUCAAGUACGAUACCGAAGCAAUCUUAUACCUUCGCUCCCUAAUUGCUGAACUGUCACUCUUCUCUGGUGGAGAAUUUGAUGUGCAAUUCUUGAUCCAUGUCAAGGAUGACAACCUCCAGAUCUGGUCAGAUGAAGAUACUUAUAACCGUGUCUUGCGGGAGUCACUGCCAGAAGAGUUCCAGGGCAUGGGCACACUUUGGUCCGAGAGACAGAUGGGCCUCAUAUAUGGUGGCCUUGAAGAGACGUUUGCUCGAAACCUCCCCGUCCACGGUGUGUACCGCAGCACAUUUAUGCCCGUUCAGUAUUUUGCUCUUCAGCAUCCUGAAUAUGACUAUUUCUGGAACUGGGAGAUGGAUGCUCGCUACACAGGUCACUGGUACGAUUUGUUUAACAAGAUGCGCCUUUGGGCAAAAGAACAGCCCAGAAAAGGACUAUGGGAACGAAACAGCCGGUUCUACGUUCCUUCUGUGCAUGGAUCAUGGGAGGAUUUCCGCCAUACCGUCAGAGUGCAAACAGAGCAUGGAACAGCCAGCCCUAACAACAUGUUCAGCGCAGCAUCCAAGGACCGGCCAAACGGUCAUCGCCCAACUGAAAUGAAGGGUGACAGACCUAUCUGGGGCCCCGAGCGACCACCAGCUGAAAACGAUGUUCUGGAGCUAGAAGACGAUGGCAAACCACCGACUAGUUAUGAGAAGGAUAAGUUUGAAUGGGGCGUUGGCGAGGAGGCUGACCUUAUUGUUCUCAACCCUCUCUACGAUCCGGAUGGAACCACCUGGCUUCUUAAGGAUGAUAUUACGGGAUACAACAAGAGCGAAGAAGCACCGCCGCGGCGAGCAGCCAUCAUUGCAGCUUCACGUCUCUCCCGCAAACUCCUACUCACAAUGCACAAGGAAACAAGCCUGAAAAGACACCAUAUGUUUUCCGAAAUGUGGCCACCAACCGUUGCUCUUCAUCACGGCCACAAAGCCGUGUACGUGCCUCAUUCGGUAUACAUUGAUCGACGAUGGCCAACCGCCUACCUCGAAUCAGUCUUCAAUUCAGGCCGUAACGGCGCAACCGGCGGAGCUAGGACAUCUGUCUUCGGUAGCCGUGAACACAAUUUCCGAGGAACAACCUGGUAUUACUCUGCCGGCCACUCAGAGAACCUCUGGCGACGAUGGCUAGGCUACCGAUCUAACAAUGAUGGUGGUGAAGAAUAUGAACUAGCUAAUGAAGGGAGGAUGUGUCUGCCACCUAUGCUUCUACAUCCUAUUAAGGAAGUUAAUAUGGUUAUUGAUAAUGCUGGGAGGUCAUGA